Lodderomyces beijingensis is the source of this 2253-nucleotide messenger RNA. NCBI's taxonomy places the organism in Eukaryota, Fungi, Ascomycota, Pichiomycetes, Serinales, Debaryomycetaceae. The record is from the annotation of a GenBank genome assembly.
AUGCUGGCCAAGAGGAUGUUGGAACUGGGGGAAGUUGAGCUUCUCUUUUGCAAAUCCAAAGUAUACCUUCACCCCACACCUUCGAGAAAGGAUAAUAUAGUCGGUUUUCUAACGUUAUCAAGGAGUGCCAACUCCUCCAAUUUGGAAAUCGUUGUUGCAUUCACUCCCGAGUCGCAAUUGAGCAAAGAAGAGUUGGUCGUUUACAAUAAAGCCGACACGGAGAUUGUUGACUUGCAAUUGAGCUCAUUGAAGUACAACAAGCAGGGGAAAGCACCCAGUGCAAGAAUAGUCUCCAAGCCCAGUGCCUCGCUUUUGUCUUCGUACGCCUUCACGACGGCAUUAUCGUACAUCUACAGCAUACAGUUUAGAAACCCAAGCCAUGGGUAUUGGUUCGGGUCCAUUGUGAUCAACACCCAGGACGGCAAUAAGCUCCCCAUUCUUUUCUUCCACGACGAUGAGUCUGCAUCGACACUCAAGAACCAGAAACUUCAAAACAAGCAGUUUGACCCGUUUGGCUCUGAUGGCGAGAUGUACUGGGGUGCCAUGGAUUUCUUGAAGGUUUUAAAGAGUCUAGUCAAUGUGCAGAAAUCGACAAUUGAACCCACCGUGUAUCUCGUCAACCCGGUAUCUGACGACUUGCGGAAUUUUGCCCCUUUCAAGAGUAAACCUGAAAAGAAGCCAGAGUCCGACAAUGAGUUCAAGUUACCGGACGUGGGCAAGAUGUUUGCCACGGCGAAAUGGAAAGUCUUGGAAACAGUGGCUACUUUUUCGGCACGUACAAAGAACCAAGUGCUCGAUUUCGUCGAGGAUAAUGCGCCUGCGCCAUUGAAAGAGAUCAUGAACCAACCAGAAGUGGUCAAGAUUGGCGACGAGUUUGACUCGGCACGAGUCUACUUGGCUAAAUGGGCGCAGCAAGUUAAAGAGGAAGCCGAACUGAGUUCAUCAAAAUAUAUGUUGGAUGAUGAACUUUACAAGACCUUGAAUCGAGAAUUGGGUUCUAAUGAGUUGUUGACCCAGGAGGAAAUAAGCCGCACCUUGAGAAGAGACCCCAUUGAAAGACCAGAAUGGGAUGGGUUUUUCGAUUACACGGGACGGUUGUGCAUCACGGUAGAAGAAGUCAAGAGCAGGAUUUUCCAUGGAGGAUUAGCUCCCGACGUGAGACCAGAGGCAUGGUUGUUUCUUUUAGGCGUGUACCCGUGGGACUCAUCUGCUGAAGAGCGUGAAGUGUUGAAACAGUCUUAUACAACGAGAUACGAAGAAUUAAAGUUGAAAUGGUUGGAAGACGAAGACAAGAGAAGCACGGAAUUUUGGAAGGAUCAAAAGUUUAGAAUUGAAAAAGACGUGAACCGAACCGAUCGAAACUUGGAGAUGUUUAAAAACCCAAGCAAGAAGCCACAGGUGACUGCUGCUUCAACUUCUUCUUCUUCUUCUCCUCCUCCUCAGGAUGAAUCCGUUGCUGAUGCAGCUAAUGCAGGUGAAGACAGCGAGCCGGAGACUCCCGAUGAAGACGAACUCGACGACGAGUUUGACGUGUCAAACAUUCGCAACCCGCAUUUGUUCACCAUGCGAGAAAUCCUCAUCACCUACAACGAGUACAAUGUCAACCUCGGCUACAUUCAAGGCAUGACCGAUUUGCUCUCGCCGCUAUACGUUACAAUUCAAGACGAAGUGCUCACAUUCUGGAGCUUUGCCCAUUUUAUGGAGAGGAUGGAACGCAAUUUUGUCCGCGACCAAUCCGGAAUGCGAAAGCAAAUGGUGACACUCAACAAGCUUCUCCAGUUCAUGCUACCCAACUUGUACAAGCAUUUGGAAGUAUGUCAAAGCAACGACUUGUUUUUCUUCUUCCGGAUGUUGCUAGUCUGGUUCAAGCGCGAGCUUUCAUGGGACCAAACGUUGCAACUUUGGGAGAUCUUCUUUACCGACUACUACUCGUCGCAAUUCCACUUGUUCUUCGCGUUGGCCAUCUUGAGCGAGAAUGAGCGCAUCGUGAUUCAGAACUUGAAGCAGUUUGACGAGGUGCUCAAGUUCUUCAACGACUUGCUGGGCCAUUUGAAGUUGGAAAAGUUGCUUGUGCGCAGCGAGCUUCUCUAUUUGAAAAUGAAGAGGAUGUUGGAUCUCAUUGAUCGCGAGAAUGGUUUGAAAGGUUCGAGCGAGGCUUCGGAUGAUAUCGGUGAGGACUUGAGACAGUUGAUGAGCAGAGAAUUGGUUAUUCAGAAAGAGGUUGAAAGACCCGAGGGUGUCGGCGGUGGCUAA